This is a messenger RNA of Ahaetulla prasina, 8729 nucleotides long. RefSeq names its product shootin 1 (gene SHTN1). Bases 3043 to 4602 code for a protein of 519 amino acids. The transcript has 15 exons. Lineage: Eukaryota; Metazoa; Chordata; Lepidosauria; Squamata; Colubridae. The record is from RefSeq and is a predicted model, not a curated record.
AAUUCAAACAAGAGAGAGAUGAAGUGGUCAAACAGCUGCAAGAAUUGCAUAAAGUUUCUCAUAUGGUUAUUGAAGAAGUCAGCUGUAUACAAAACCACCUAGAGAUUGAAAAGACAUGUCGUGAAAGUGCAGAAGCUUUGGCUACUAAGGUAAGACAAUUUUAUAUUUUACAUUCUCUGUUCAGAAGUCACAGUCUUAGCGUAAUCGGUUGGUCAGGACAGACUUGCACAACAACCUUGCCAAUACCUUCUUGGCUGCUGUGCACUGGACAAACGAUGAGAUUUACUUCAGAAAACGCGACCACAGUUCUGUCCAGAGAUAUUUUGGGGUUACAGUCAGUAAACGCUUGUGCAUUACUUGGCAGAAAUCCUAUUAAAUUUUAUGUGGAAUUUCCUCCUGAAUAAAUAUAUAUAUCUACUUUAGUGUGGCAUAUUUACUCAGUGGUGCAAAAUAUUGUCAAUAUUGUCCCAUUGAACAUGCCGAACUAUCCAGUAUCUUUUCUUUUCAGUGUUGGUGGUUAUACUCUUAGAGUUAGUGCAUGAUAAAAUCCCUUCAUGGAGAAUAGUUUAUUAUGUGUUAAGAGUUACAUGUUCGAUUGGAGAGAAAUAUAAGGACAAUAGAAAAGUGUUACUUUACAAAUAUGUGCAUAUAUAUUCAUAAAUGUGUUCGUAAAUAAAUUCAUAUUUAUAUUCUUUGACACCUUCCUCCCACAUGUAUUUUAUGCUUCUGGGUUAACAGAUAAACAAGUUUAGAAAUAUACCGAGUGUUUCUCACAUAAAAGAAUAAUGAGCUUUUCAGGGUCUGAAUCAAAUGGAAAAGUCAGGCAGAGUAUUACAUUUCAGGUGAUUGUUUAUGAAAGCAAACUAUGGAGCAAGCAAAAGGUGACCUGCACUGCUCCGUUGAUUGCAUCUAGGUUGAUGAAUUUGCCAAGUAUAUAAUUUUCUAUAUUCCAUCUCAUCAGAAGUGCAUUAUUAUUAUUAAAGAAUGUUUUUAUCUCUUUGGUGUUUUUUUUAGUUGUGAAAAACACAUACCAACCACUUCAUCAUCAGAAAAUAGAUUGAAGCAAUUUUGAACCAAAUUUCAUUAGCAGUGUUGGCUGGUCCAUAACUCCGUGUGUUGGUGUGUGUGUGUGUGUGUGUGUGUGUGUGUGUGUUUAAAUUUUCUCCCUACUUCAGAUAGAGCAGAAAUUCCACAGUAGUAUUUUUUUUAAAUGUAGAUUCAUUAAUAGUGUACUUUGUAUAGGUAUUUACUUGAUUGUUUGCAUAAUGAUACUAUAUAAGGUUUUAUAUAAUGAGAACUUAUCAGUAUGAACAUGAAUGCAUGGAUUUUUUUCUUUCCAUUCUUUUUAUGUAAUGACACACAAUAAAAUAAGACAGUGGCACAAUCCUAUUUAGCUGGUGUAAUUAUGAUCACUCUGUGCUGUGUGUAUAAUAAUAAUUAACUAUAUUAAUACAUUGGACAACAUGCAUCAAUCAGAUCAAUAAAUAAAUACAUCAAUACCUAAUCGGACAGCAUGUACCAAUCUACUGCUUUAGUCCUGAUGAGUGAGAAUUUUAAAAAUAGAAAGAACAAACUCUAGCUUUUCUUUGUAUCUAAACUAAGCCCCACUUCAAGUCUGAUAAAUUGCACCAGUAUCCAAUAGGUCUCUUGAAGCAGUAUGUUUCUUACAUCCUCAAAAUGAUUAAGAUAAUUCAUGUAGUUUUGAAAAGAGAAGAGUAAUAUUUUUACUUUAGGAUCUUUUCUUGGUCUUUGAUUAUUUCUUAAAAAUAGAAGCUUCUGCAUUGUGUAAUGCAAAAUUAUUCAUGGAAUGGGGCAGAAAUAUUAUUUUUGUAUGUCAUUCCAAUUACUGACCUUCCUACCAAGUUGCAAGAUCAUUAGACAUGCUUAAAUAGAGUGGAGUUGUUCCUUUUGCAGCUUCUGCUCUCACAGCUACCCUGAUUUAAAGGUUAGGCAAGUGUAUAAUGGAACCAUUGCAUUCUGAUGGCAUCAAAUGCUGAUAUACAAGAUUUUGGAUUUAGCAUUCCCAAUUCCUACUUUUUCAUUUUUCAUAUUUAACUUUGAGCCCCUGUGUUUAUAUAAUAAUACAAGUUAUGAAUAAUCAAAGCUACCUUGAAACAAUAACCUUUCAUUAAUGGAACUGGACAUUCAAGGACAGAAAUGAAAGAUGGAAAGGGAUUGAAGGGUAUGGAAGUAAGUAUGAUGAUUUGGCUUUGCUGUUGUCUGCUAUGUUUUAUUGUGCUCCUCUCAGAAUGGAUUAUUUUUUGCGGCUCUGUCUUUUUCAUCUUGCCUUGUUUUUUAAAAACUAGUUUUAAAAAAUAAAAUCUAUACCUGCUUUAAUUAGAACAGUAAACUGUAUUUGAAGCAAAAAUUUGGCAAGGUUUCAAAUGGUGCAGAAGUAAUAUCUAACCUUAAGGCCUGCUCAUAGUUUGAAAAACUUGAUGCCUACAUUUCUAACCUGCAUUUUAAAAAUGUUUUUGUUUCAGAUCCAACAACAGCAUAGUUCUUGUUGAAAAAGAAUGCUGGCAUUUAUAUUCAUCAAUUUAUUUCAUUUUGUAGUGAGCUGUGGCUGAUGUGCUUCCAAUUUUACAACCAAGAAAAGCUGUUAGUUAAUUUUUCUUUGGGAUAUUUUUCUCCCUGCAAAGCAGCCAUAUGUUAGGCUCAUUUACUUCAUAUGCUUAUUAACAUAGCUUGGAAAAUUAAUAGUUUAAAAGUAUGACUGUGUUUCUGAAUGUUAUUCCCAGAGUUUGAAAUCUAUUACUGUAUGAAGAACUAUUUAUACUUCUACCUAUUGAGUAUGAGUCAGAGCAAAAAAGAAUAUUUUUUUUAUCAGAAAGGCAGUGUUAUUCCAAAUUUACAAACUUAUUUAUAUGAGUAUUUUCUUCUUAUGAACUGAGUUUCUAUUGACAUGACAUGAUGAAAAAAACCUUAUCAAUAUUACUCAGCAUCACCAAGGAAAAAAAAAUUAAGGAAUUCAUAGCAACAGAAUAUGUAAUUGACAUUUUGUAGCUGAGCAAAGAGAACAAGACUCUGAAAAGAAUCAGCAUGUUGUAUAUGGCAAAACUGGGGCCAGAUAUCAUUACUGAAGAAAUUAACAUUGAUGAUGGAGAAUCUUGUACGGACACAGAAGUUAGCCCUGGAGCCUGUGACUCGAUGGAGUGCCAGCAGGUAAUAAAAGAUCUGCGAGAUCAAAUUAUCUCACUUCAAGAAGAGAAGAAGACUGCCGUCAUUGAGCUGGAAAACCUGAAGAGCACAUUUGUAGAAGGAAUAGCAGAAAUAAAUAAACUAAAGGAACAAAAUGCAGUCCUAGCAUCUGAAGUUCACAACCAUCACAAGGUGUUGGAAAAAUGUAAUCGAAUGUCUGUACUAGCAGUAGACGAGUAUGAAGAACUCCAAGUCAACUUUGAGCUGGAAAAAAACUUACGGAAGAGGGCAGAAAACUUUGCACAAGAGAUGUUUAUUGAACAAAAUAAGUUGAAACGGCAAAGUCAGUUGUUGCAACAAAACUCCACUCCUGAUGAGCAGCUUUCAAAAGCGCUAGAUGAAAAUGCCAAACUGACCCAAAUGCUGGAGGAAGAGAGAUUGCAACACCAGCAGAAGACUAAAGAAUUGGAGGAACAAUUAUGUAAUGAAGUUUUGCACAAGGAAAUCAAGUUCCUUAAACAACAACUAGAACUUCUAGAAGAAGAAAAAAAAGAAUUAGAGGAAAAGUGUCAGAGUUCUGAAGACCAAAUUAAAAACUUAAAGCAUUCAGUUGAUGAGCUUGAAAAACGAGUAUUUCGGUCAGAAAAUCCAGUGCCACCUCCACCUCCACCCCUCCCACCUCCACUUCCUCCUCCUCCUAAUCCAAUAAAGUCUCUAAUGUCAAUGAUUCGUAAGAAGUCUCAUCCAAACAGCAACUUGACCAAAAAAGAAAAGGCCGCCUCUCAGCAACAAUCAGGAGAAGUAACGGAUCUGAAGAGACAAGCUGUGGAAGAAAUGAUGGAUAGAAUUAAAAAAGGAGUUCAUCUUAGACCUGUUAAUCAAAUCAACCGUUUUAGGGCAAAGCCAGAAGUGGCCAAACCCAACGAGAGUGCAGUGAAAGAACUAAAAGGAAUACUGGAGACUUUGAAUACAUCUGCCAGUUCCAGAAGUUUAAAAUCCCUGGACACAUACGGUAAUGAAACAGAAUUAGAAAGAAUUCUGAGGCUCAGAAAAGUGACAACUGAUCAAGAUAGUAGCAAUCUAACUGGAACUUUGGCUACAUCUGAAUCUAAAUCUAUGCCAGUUUUGGGUUCCAUUGGAACAGAAUCGGAAUUGACUAAAAAAUAUUUUGCCGCAAACUUCAGUUCCAAAUCUUCAGAGCUGGAUGAACAGACUUAUAAAAUGGUCAAAAGCACAAGUUCUGCAGUUGUCACUCAGUCAUCCAGCAAUGCAGGACUUAAAAACAAGGUUGUUGAAGCAGACAAGCAAGCUGAAUUCAUGGUACUAUUCAAUCCAGAGAAAAUCAAAGAACAAAUGCCUAAAGUUAUGGAUCAAGGCAAGAUAACUGAAAACAAGGGUCAACAGCUUCAUAAAGACACUAGUACUGAGAAAACAAAAGAGAGCGACAGCUCUCUCUGUUAAUUGAUGUGCUGAAAGGCAUUGACUAUUUCUGGAACUCUGUUUUCAAUGAUCGUCAGUUGUUUUGUUUAUGAAUAUGGGAAAGGGCUAUAUUUUUUACUCAUAAUAUGUUUAUAUCUAAUCCAAAGUCUUUACACCUCUUUCCCCCGUUUUUUUCUUCUAAAUUAUUAUAUGGUGUUUACUUACUAGAUUAUGCAAAAUGUUAAGAUUUAUUUGAAUAAUAUUAUUUUAUAUAAGUACUUUGUUUAUAGUUUGACCAAAAAGCCUGCUAAUUUAAUUUAAUCUAAUUUAAAUAAGUAAAACAGGCCUUAAUUAAGAAAUACAUGAUAUGCUCUUAUACGAAUGAUAUCCAGAAAUCAUUUUUUAGUUAAUAGAAGAUACAAUUUUUCAGAGCCAUUCUUUAAAAUCUUAUUAAAACUUAUGGCCUGCCACUACAAAGUAAAAAUAAUAAUUGUGUAAUCUGGAAUAGUAAUGGUAAUAGAUUCUACUGAAGUUGAAGGAAAUUUUGAGUAAACAAUAUUUUAACUGCCUAAAAGUUAAAAUAAAUAGCUCUGACUGGUUAACUUUACCCUCUGCCUGGCACAGUUUUCCAGGAGAAAAAUGCCCAUUGCAAUUUGUAUCUUAUUAUUAUGGUUGGUCACACAGUCAUUCAGAUGUUUAGAGUGAAUUUGGCAUUUUUGUUCACCUAUUGAAUUAUUCCCAAGAACCUGGGAUAGGAGAUACUGUUUAAUAAUGUUAAGGGUAUAUUAUUAUAUACACAACAAUGUGGAAUCAGUAUCAGGUUUUUAUUAUUUAUAAAUAUAAUAACAUAGUAUGUUACAUUAUUAUUGUUCGUUGCACAGCCCACCAGAUGUUUAGAUUGGAUUUGGCAUUUUCAUCUAUGUAUCGAAUCCUUCUCAAAGACCUGGGAUAGGGAGAUGUUGUUUGAUGGUGUUAAAGAUAUUGUUGUAGGAUGUAAGCUGUUCUGAGUGAAGCUGCCUUUUAAGUGAUGGUGAUUUUGUCAGUGCCAGUGGUGUUCAAAUGAUGUCCCAGUUGUUUUGAGAUUGCACCCAAAAAGCGUUACUGUUGGUACUACCAUUGCUUUCUUUGGCUGCAGAUAUUCUAUUUUGAGGUAUUUCUAUUUUGUUAUCUUCUCCCAGUUCUAUUCUACGUGCAUCCAAAUACUGCCACAUCCACUAUCCAGAUUAUUUUGUUUUUAUUAUCAAAGGUUAUUAAAUUUGGUGUGUGAUUAUUAUCAAUUUUUUCCUCUGCAAGCAAUAGAAGGAUAUGAGUAGUCAGUUCGAAAACAAUCUUUUUUUUUUUUGCCAGUUUGGGGCAGAGGGCUUGUAUUAGAUUUUUUAAAAUUAGAUCUUAUGAUUCCACCUUUACUACUUUGUAAAUAAAGCAAUGAACAUACAUAACGCUCCUUCCUCCUCGUAUUUUCCCCACAACAUAAACCUCAUUAGGUGUGUUGAGCUGAGAGAGAAUGGUUGACCCAAGGUGACGCAGCCAGUUUUUCAUGCCUAAGUAGGGACUAGAACUCGCAGUUUUCUGAUUUCUAUCCUGGUGCCUUAAGCACUAAAUGAAACUGGCCGUUACAGCCUUUGUCUCUAAAGCUCUUCCUACGUAUCCCCUACUUAACCACCUGAAGUCUUUUCUGGGAAGGCAUGCCAAUUGUUGGAUUUCCAAGCCAUGCAAGAAAUAAGAAGGAAGAACUGUUCCAGAGCCCACAGAAUUAUUGCAAGCAUUUUAAUAAAUGCAUUUUGGCAUUUAGAAACAACAGUACUUUGAAGAAGAAACAUUGUUUUGUGAUCUUUAUAUAUAAAUAUGUUGUAACAGGGAGCCCAAUAAAGGAGACAUUAUCUUGUAUGAAAGACAGAAGAAAAUGCCAUGUCUAAGAAGUGCCUACUUUCUACCUGAAUACAUUGUAAAUUCUUACAUUAUGGCACCUUUUAAAUAACAAUAAUUAACAUAUCCAGUUAAUUGGUUUACAGAAAUAGGUACAGACUUCAGUGAAUCCUUAUUCUAAACUGGUGUGGGAUUUCAGGCUAUAUAUUAUAUAUAUAUAAUAUUGAAAUUGAAGCAUUUCAGAUCCAAAUACUGUAUAUCUCUAAAAUAGAUUAAGUAUGUGAGUACAAAACAAAAUAAGAGUCUUCUAUAGGAAACCACAGGAUGUGAUACAGGAAAAUGGCAGCAGAGGGACAGUAACUGAAUGUGGGGGUUGAAGGACAGCAUGAGAUCCUGAAUCAUAGUCUUAUAACUAUGAACUAGGCUUUAUAUUAACCCACUGGGGAAGAAUAAAUGGGAUGAGGUGAGACACUUAAUCAAACUGGGAAACCUUUAGAGCUUUUUAUAUGCAAGAUAGUCAUCUUCUAUAAUAGACUUCUGUUAAGAGUUUAGACUUAAUUUUUGAGUUACUCAAUCCUUAACUUUCACCAGAGAAGGCCUCUUCUAAGAAAAGCAGCAGGAACCAUAGAACUAUGCAAUUUAUAUGGCAUUUCAGAGUCACUGAAAUAUUUCUCGUAUUAGAAAAAGUGGCUCUGAUUGCUCAUCUGGGAAGGCGGCAUGAGGAGUACGAUAUAUAGUUUCUUGCACAUUUAUUUUCCCGCCUUUUAUACAGUCUAGAUCAGGAAUGUCCAACUCUGGCAAUUUUAAGACCUGUGGACUUCAACUCUCAGAAUUCUCCAGCCAGUCAUGCUGGUUGAGGAACUCUGGGAUUUAAAAUCCACAAGUCUUAAAGCUGCCAGGAUUGGGUAUCCCUGCUUUAAAGCUUAUAUCUAGUUGCAGGAAAAAAAUGCUAUAAAUGCAUAUUUAAUACCAGAUUCUAUUCAUUAGUACUUUUUGGUUGGUAUUGAACUGAGACUAAAAAUCUAGGGGUUUUUAUACGAAUCUUCAGCAAUUUUUUGCAAUCAGUAAACUUGUUUUACAAUUUUGAGAUAACUUGAGAAGAUUACAUGGCAUUUAUUCCUUAUUGGUUUGUGGUUACUAUUUUUGACUAAACAGACUGCAGGUUAUGUCUUGUUGAUUUUGUCAAGUACUUCCCAGCAAUAUAAGAGAUGCUAUUUGAAAUGGCUUGCUUAGACAGUGAUGUUUGAUUUCAAUCCUUGUACAUGGCCAAAUACUUUUGCCUGGGAUUGAAUUUAUAGUUAGAUAACGCCAUCCUGUGUAGCUGUGUAUAUGUGUUGUAUGUCUGCAUAUGCAUGGGUGUAUGUAUGUGUGCCUUGCUGUUUCUACAAUAUAAUAUUAAAAUGUAUCAGUAAUACACCUCCACAUGAAUUUCUACAUAUAGUACUAUUUCAGGACAUGGUAUGAAGGCUAUGGAAUAUGCAUUGGCCAAAUGAUGUUUACCUAAUCAUCAGCAAGCUCCCUGAGAACAGUCAGUCUUCUAGCUCAGGAGAUGCAUUAAAUAUGGCACCAUAGAGAAUGCAGUGAAUUCAGGAAAAAAGACAAAAUAGCUGAUUUACUACAUUUGGGCAUUAUUCAUUUUUUUAACAGAAACAUCAAUAAAUAUGCAACAGGCUACCUUGAGUACAAAUUUACAGUUUACUCAUGUUUCUAAAACUAUACAUUUCCAACAUAGGUGACAAUUGUGAUGAAACCUCAGCAGUUUGCAGUUUAAUAUUGGUUUGAGUGCACUAAGAACUUUCUGAUAGGAAAUCACAAUUAGUAGUCAGGACUAAGAUUGAAUCUAAUUUAUUAGUUUGACUUGAUCAGUACGUGUUUAAUGCUUGUCUUAAAAAGCAAAUCAUAAAGUUAUAUAUAGACUUCCGUUUGGAAUUAAAUUCCAUGAAAAUCAGAUGGGCUUUUUCCUGAAUACAUUCUUCAGGAAAAAUGCAUAAUUCAUUAAUGGGGUAGCUUUAAGUUUCCUUUCUUUUCCUUUUCCUUUUUUUUUUUUUUGCUUGCAUCACUUGUUUAUACCUUAUGAUUAAUGAUUAUAACUAUGAUUUAUGAUGUCACUUUGUUGUUUGUAUGUGCAUUGAAAGCUUAUGCACCGGAGACAUAUUUCUUGUGUGACCAAUAAAGAAUUCUAUUCUAAUUUGAAUGGUGAAUUAAUAACUUGUAAAAGUGGGAAAAUGUUUUUUUUUCCUGAUGAUGCAUUUAUAUUAGUUUAAUUAUAUUGAAUUUAAUAUAAUUUCUAUAUUUUUGGAAUU